This is a messenger RNA of Penicillium brasilianum, 1599 nucleotides long. Lineage: Eukaryota; Fungi; Ascomycota; Eurotiomycetes; Eurotiales; Aspergillaceae. The record is from the annotation of a GenBank genome assembly.
AUGAAGUGGCUUACCUCGCGAUUCCCGGUGAGCGCGAUAUGCGGCGCGCUCACCUGGAGCAUGAUGAUCUCAGCUGAGCUACAAGCAUCUGAAUACGAAACCCCUCAUCUUCCUACGGCUGGAAUAUAUGGCAGCAACGCCGUCACAUACCUUACCUCGAAUACUCGACAACCAGACUCGAUUUUCUCGGAAGCAGUUCAGCUACUAGAAUCCAUGAGCGCAUCCCCAUCUUGCAAUCGUGUGGCAGCAACCAGACUAGUCACCUCGUGUCAAGACCUCGGAGGUAAGGGCAACACAGAUCCCGAGAGGAAUCAAGCCCUCGAUGUGAUUCGAUCAAUAUACGCUGCACGAUUGGCAAUCUGUGAGCUGGAGGGCACCGGUGCCGUGAUACCCCAACCAUGCGUUUCGGUUACAGUCCCGAUUCCCUCACCAUCAAAUUCGGGGUUCAAAUUCUUUCGCAGAUCUAAGUCCAUGGAUUGCGAUGAGACUCUACUUCCGAAGAAAGACCUGGAGCAGUGUCUCCGAAGUCUGGAAUCGAGGCCACAAUGGUGGACAUCCUACAGCAAUAACAGACAGAAUGCGAUGAUCAUAUGCCAGGCAUCUCGGAUUGAGGCCGAGAAAGAGGAGAUGCUGAACCUUCACCAGUCCCUUGCGAAAAAUACGGUGAAACUUGACGAGGGGCUUCAAGAAGCCCUGCGGCAGGCUGCGGAGACCUCAGCAGAGCAUCAGGCAUUCCUUCUAACAGUUCAAGCGCUACAAAAGAGACUCUCUAGGGAAAUGGAAGAGAGGGGAUCACUCCUCCGUGGGCUUUUUGGGAAAUUUCUCAACGACAUCGAAGCUGGCUUUGACAUAGUUGCCUCCGCAGUUAGUUCAGCAUUGGGCAAGGUGCAAAUGGAGACCUCCCUCCUCAGCCAGAAUAUACAAAAUACGUCGUCAGAAAUCCAUGUACUGCAGCAGGUGCUGCGGGCCACUUCUGAAGAGACCGUUGCUCGCAGUCACCAAGCACUACGGGUGCAGCAGGAGAACUCGCUCGUAGCAAAGGAGCUCACAUUGGAUCUUCAUUCCUCACUACGCUCCCUGGCGGAGACGGAUGUCGCUCAGCUUUCUCGGCAAAUGGCGAAUGUUGACGUUGCCUUGGAAUGGCUUAUAAGCCGAUUAACAGUUGCUCUUGAGCAAGAAAGCAAGUUGACUGAGCGACUCCAAGCCAUGGACGCUUCAAUGCACCAAGCCCAGACGAAAGCAGAUGAGCUCCAAAGAGCCCAAAGCAUCCAGAUUGAGGCCUUGGCCGUCCAGCAACAAAUACAAGAGGCAAUCAGAUACGAUACUCAAGUAUCACAAGCUCUGCUGGACAGAGCCACGACGACAGCCGCCAACCUGCACACUAUAAUCGACGAAGCGGCAGUGAAGUUCAAGCAAGCCCCCGGCUUGCACCAAGGUGGUCUUUCCAUCUGGACAGUCUGCUUGAUGCUGGUUAUCGUAGUCGGCGCGCAGAAUUUCAAAGCUGCUUUUGGCCUGACAUUCUUCAUUUUCGGACACUUGAUCGCGACCACAGCUUUCCCCUUUUUCAAGUCAUAUGGCUCUUCGAUGCUGGCUGUUUGA